This is a messenger RNA of Labrus bergylta (ballan wrasse), 1831 nucleotides long. It is a transcript of the gene mdh1ab, whose product is annotated as malate dehydrogenase 1Ab, NAD (soluble). The record is from RefSeq and is a predicted model, not a curated record. Gene Ontology annotation, molecular function: L-malate dehydrogenase (NAD+) activity. Gene Ontology annotation, cellular component: cytosol; mitochondrion. NCBI's taxonomy places the organism in Eukaryota, Metazoa, Chordata, Actinopteri, Labriformes, Labridae. Gene Ontology annotation, biological process: malate metabolic process; oxaloacetate metabolic process; tricarboxylic acid cycle.
GGCCGCUACAAGUGUCGUGAUGAACUGAGCGCUUAAAUAGGAGUGACCUCCGGGUGGAUCGACAAGUGGGAGAGUGAGUACAGCAAGCUGUCGAGUGAACAUGGCUGAGCCUAUUAGAGUUCUGGUGACCGGCGCUGCUGGGCAGAUUGCCUAUUCUCUGUUGUUCAGCAUUGCCAAGGGAGAUGUCUUCGGCAAAGAUCAGCCCGUCAUCUUGCUCCUCUUGGACAUCACACCCAUGUUGCCCGUUCUCGAAGGAGUUGUCAUGGAGCUUCAGGACUGUGCCCUCCCACUUCUAAGAGAAAUUGUCCCCACUGACCAGGAGCAGGUGGCCUUCCAGGGCCUGGAUGCAGCCAUCUUGGUGGGCUCUAUGCCUAGGAGGGAGGGCAUGGAGAGGAAAGACCUGCUUAAAGCAAAUGUGUCUAUCUUCAAGAGCCAGGGAGCGGCCCUGGAGAAGUACGCCAAGAAAACUGUAAAGGUCCUGGUUGUGGGAAACCCAGCAAACACCAACUGUCUGAUUGCAGCCAAGUCUGCUCCCUCCAUCCCAAAGGAGAACUUUUCCUGCCUCACCCGUUUGGACCACAACAGGGCUCGCUCUCAGGUGGCAAUGCGCUGUGGAGUUCCUGCCACCCAUGUUAAGAAUGUAAUCAUCUGGGGCAACCACUCGUCCACCCAGUACCCAGACGUGCACCACUGCUUGGUCAACAUGUCUGGUAGCGAGCUGGCGUGCUUUGAUGCUGUCAAGGAUGAUGCCUGGCUUAAAGGAGACUUCAUUGCUACAGUGCAGCAGAGAGGAGCUGCCGUCAUAAAGGCCAGGAAGCUGUCCAGUGCCAUGUCUGCUGCCAAGGCCAUCUGUGACCACAUGAGAGACAUCUGGACCGGCACUCCUGAAGGUGAGUUCAUCUCCAUGGGUGUUUACUCACAUGGAAACUGCUAUGGAGUCCCAGACGACCUCAUCUACUCAUUCCCUGUCCAGAUAAAGGACAAGACCUGGAAGAUUGUAGAUGGCCUGGACAUUAACCCCUUUUCCCAGUCGAAGAUGGACGCCACCGCAGCAGAACUGAUAGAGGAGAGAGACAUGGCAGUGGAAUUCCUGGGAGUAUGACUAGAACCUUCAAGGCCACCCAACCAGCACUCAAACUGCCCCAAAACUCCAGACUCACGCCUGUGAGAAAGCACUCCACCAUCCCCUGCAUUACACUGUGUGUGUGUGUGAGAGAGAGAGAGAGAGAGAUUGAGUCAGUGUAUAUAGGUGUAAAGAUGGAUUUAUACUUUUGCGUUGGAAGGCAGAGCAUAGAAAUAAGCUUCUGCACUAAAAUUUGAAGCAGCUAAGAUUCCAAACAGUGACCAUGAUUGGCUAGUUUGGGUUUUCUUUUCCAAAUUUUUCUGAAACGUAUAAGAUUGUUGAGAGUAAAACAAAAAUAAGGCCAGUUAAAGAAAAACUCUGAAAGUGUCCCCUUUACAGUCUCAGUAGAUGUCUUUGUACUGUCAAAGCCAUUUGCACUACAAACCUUUUACUUUCUUCGAUUCGCACUGUCUCUCAAGAAGUGAAAUAAAAUUUUUACCAGGUUAACUUAGACCAUAAUUUACUGCAAACCAUUAUUCUCCUUCUCCAGUAGCCAUAAGGUCUGCUGUAAACUAUAAUGCAUUAGUAUAUCUCCACCUUGUUUUUACAGUAUAUCCUGAAAGUCCACCAACUCUGUAACCAGCUUAUUUGCAAUUAUUUUUCUCUGGGGGUAAGUGAAACAUGGAUGGUUGUUACAUAUAGUCAGUGGUACAUUAAGUUCUCUAACUCUGAAAUAAAUAACUUUAAAAGCUGAAUUUAAAAAAACGA